Molecule: messenger RNA, 1343 nt
Organism: Colletotrichum scovillei
Lineage: Eukaryota; Fungi; Ascomycota; Sordariomycetes; Glomerellales; Glomerellaceae
Product: GTP cyclohydrolase I
Exons: 3
Coding region: 112-1059 (315 amino acids)
Biological process (GO): tetrahydrofolate biosynthetic process; tetrahydrobiopterin biosynthetic process
Cellular component (GO): cytoplasm
Molecular function (GO): GTP binding; GTP cyclohydrolase I activity; zinc ion binding
Source: RefSeq, a predicted model, not a curated record
GACUUUUGUUCACUUGGAGCACCCAAAUGUUCCCAUUCUCCCACCUUCAUAACCACAACCACCGACCUUCACAACCAAUUCCUUUUCCUCUCCUCGGAUCUAGAUAUCACAAUGACCCAAGCAGAGGGUGCAGCCGUCAAAGAAAGGAAGAGAAGCCGGAGCAGGCACCAGAAUGGCCACCACAGCGCUUCAAGCGACGGGAGUGAAGCCGAGACCGCGAGCCAGUCAAGCAAGCGAAGCAGCAGGAAGCGCAAGGGCGACGACGAUGCCAAAGUCAACGGCAACCACUCCAAGAAGCAGCGCCGCCCAAGCCUGAGCCAGCCUGCGCGCGAUCCCCGUGAUACCACCACAUCCAAGUCCAAGAAGAAGUCGUCCAAGCCCAAAUCCGAGGGCGUCGUAACGAGGUCACCGAGCCCGGUGAUCGACUUUGACGGCCUGAGUCGCCCCAGCCUCGGAACCCGUGAACGUCUCGAUGAAUCCCCCGAGCAGGCUGCCGUUCGUCUCGAGAAGAUGAAGGGCGCCGUCCGCACCAUCCUCGAAUGCGUCGGCGAAGACCCCGACCGCCCCGGCAUCCUCGACACCCCGAGACGCUACGCCGAGGCCAUGCUCUUCCUGACCCGCGGCUACCAGCAGAACGUCAAGGACAUUGUCAACAAUGCCAUCUUCCAAGAAGGCCACAACGAGAUGGUCAUUGUCAAGGACAUUGAGAUCUUUAGCAUGUGCGAGCACCACCUCGUUCCGUUUACCGGCAAGAUGCACAUUGCCUACAUUCCCAAGAACCAGGUCAUUGGCCUGUCGAAGCUGCCCCGUAUUGCCGAAAUGUUCAGCAGACGUUUCCAGAUCCAGGAGCGCCUGACGAAGGAGGUUGCCUACGCCAUCAUGGAAAUUUUGAAGCCUCAGGGCGUCGCCGUUGUGAUGGAGUCCAGUCACUUGUGCAUGGUCAUGCGCGGCGUGCAGAAGACGACGGCUAGCACGAUAACUAGCUGCGUGCUCGGUGCCUUCGAGAAGAAGGAGAAGACCCGGAACGAGUUCCUCAGUUUGGUGGGGUUGAAGACAUAGACGGGCAUGCUGCGCAGAGGCACUCUGAGACAUUGCUCGAAAGGAACAUCUUCCGAGCGGCAAUGAUCUCGUCUGAUAUAUUGUUCUACACAUUCUCGGCGUUUGGUUUACACGGGCAUGCAUCACGAAUUGGAAAGACCAUGUUUAACACUGGGUCAAGCAUUGGCGAUUAUUGGGGGGUAGAUUUCAUGAGAAUGGGAGCUCAACGCUCGUUCUGGACUAAAAGAAUUUUUCAAAGCGCAAAAUACAACACUUACAUUGCUGGCUACUGGCUGGCUAGAUUG